This is a messenger RNA of Ipomoea nil (Japanese morning glory), 1364 nucleotides long. RefSeq names its product D-amino-acid transaminase, chloroplastic. The record is from RefSeq and is a predicted model, not a curated record. NCBI's taxonomy places the organism in Eukaryota, Viridiplantae, Streptophyta, Magnoliopsida, Solanales, Convolvulaceae. Gene Ontology annotation, molecular function: catalytic activity. Gene Ontology annotation, biological process: carboxylic acid metabolic process. The transcript is spliced from 5 exons. The coding region runs from base 104 to 1297 and encodes 397 amino acids.
GAAUCUGAUGAAUUUGUUGAGAAUACUAGGAAUAGGAUGAGGUUGAUCCUCAUCCUCCUAAGUCCUACCCGCCGGCAAUUUACAUCUCUAGCUCCCACCUACAAUGGCUUCCCUUUCAUCUCUCACAAAACCCAUGCCAGAAACCUCAAUCUUCCUUCAAAAUUUGAACAAUCAACCCUCAAUUUUCCCCAACAAUCUUUCGGUUUCAAGGUUAGGGCAUCGCCCUUUCAGCUUCGGAUCAUUUGGUAAACCGUUGACUCGAUUUCCUGUUGCCCUACAUUCCAAUCAAACUUCUCCUGAGCCACAAACUACUCAAACAUCUGAAGUAACUCUCCUGUCUUGCUCUGAGGCCAUUGAGAGGCUAAGAGCAAGCAGAGAGAGUUACCCAAGCCAGCAGCAAUAUCUAGCUAUGUACUCGAGCAUUUUUGGAGGAAUUGUAACCGAUACAGCUGCCAUGGUGAUCCCGAUGGACGAUCACAUUGUGCAUAGAGGGCAUGGAGUUUUCGAUACAGCUGCAAUCGUGAAUGGGUACCUUUAUGAGUUGGACCAACAUGUCGAACGUUUCCUGGGAUCUGCAGCCAUGGCCAAAAUAAAACCUCCGUUUGAUAAAGAAAGCAUUAGAAAGAUACUAAUACAGACGGUGAGUGCUUCCAAGUGCAAAACCGGUUCGCUAAGAUACUGGCUCUCGACUGGACCAGGUGACUUUCAACUAUCUCCAUCACAUUGCCAUCAAUCCGCUCUCUAUGCCAUUGUAAUCCAAGAUCAAUCACCGCCCGAUUACCAUGGCGUUAAAGUAAUAACCUCAUCCAUCCCGAUAAAACCCCCACAGUUUGCAGUUAUGAAGAGCGUGAACUAUCUCCCCAACGCACUUUCAAAGAUGGAAGCAGAAGAGAACGGUGCAUAUGCAGCGAUAUGGUUGGAUGGCGACGGGUUUGUUGCUGAAGGACCUAACAUGAAUGUGGCUUUUGUUACCAAGGAAAAGGAGCUCCUGAUGCCUCGUUUCGACAGAAUUCUGAGCGGAUGUACAGCGAAACGAGUUUUAGAACUCGCUCAAGGUUUGGUGAAACAGGGGAAAUUACGGUCCAUAAGAGUCGAGGAUGUGCGUGUUGAUGAGGGAAAGAGAGCAGAGGAGAUGAUGCUAAUUGGCAGCGGAGUUCUGGUCCGCCCAGUUCUGCAGUGGGAUGAUCAGCUCAUAGGUGACGGCAAAGAAGGGCAUGUGAGUGGGGCGUUGCUGAAUCUCAUAUUGGAAGACAUGAAGUCCGGUCCAGCCACCGUACGAGUUCCUGUUCCAUAUUAGAUGAUUUUCUCCGUGUAUGGCCUUGGACUUGGCAAAUUAUUUGUCCACAAAAUGCUACGUGGACUAU